AUGAACUCAGCUUACUAUGUAGCUAGGGAUAUUGCUUAUAAUCGAGUCCACUACCCUCCUCUAGUUGAUGGUUUUCAAGCCCUAUGGAGAACAAUUUGGAAGGCCAAGGUUCCCAAGAAAGUGGCGGUUGGAGUUUGGCAAGCAUGCCAGAAUAUCUUACCUACUCGAGAGAGACUUUUAACGAAAAGAUAUGAGGGAAAAGCUAAUUGCUUGCUGUGUGCAUGCCCAAUGGAGUCCGUUGGUUAUGUUUUGGAAUAUUGUGAGAUUGCUAGAGAGCUAUUGGGGGAGGUGUCUCUGCAGAUUACUUGCCCGGUGACACCUAUCUUUGUUUUCAAGGAGUGGAUGUUGGAAUGUGUACAUCGAGUAUCCCUGCAACAGUUUGAAAAGUUUAUGGUUUUUCUGUGGGCGUUGUGGAAUAAUCGCAAUGCUGCGUUGUGGGAAGAGAAGCCGCGAUUACCGGCAGAUAUAGCAAUUGCUACUAUGAGUUGGUUUAAUGAAUAUAAGUUGGUGCAUGCUUCUUCAAUCCCUAGAAUGAAGGUAAUUCAGAGAUGGUCGAGACCGGUUGAGAAUGUUUUGAAGUGUAAUAUUGAUGGUAGUUUUAGUCAGUACCAGAUGAAAGGUGGAGUUGGCUGUGAACUCCGGAAUCACAGAGGGGAGUUUCAGGCAGCUGUGAGGAAGUUUAUUGCUACUGCAGCAUCUGCCUUCCAAGUUGAAUUCAUGGCCUUGUGA
Messenger RNA from Rosa chinensis, 729 nucleotides. RefSeq lists its product as uncharacterized. Gene Ontology annotation, molecular function: RNA-DNA hybrid ribonuclease activity; nucleic acid binding. NCBI's taxonomy places the organism in Eukaryota, Viridiplantae, Streptophyta, Magnoliopsida, Rosales, Rosaceae. The transcript has a single exon. The record is from RefSeq and is a predicted model, not a curated record. The coding region runs from base 1 to 729 and encodes 242 amino acids.